This is a messenger RNA of Myxocyprinus asiaticus (Chinese sucker), 2142 nucleotides long. RefSeq names its product claudin-15-like. Bases 217 to 882 code for a protein of 221 amino acids. Gene Ontology annotation, cellular component: plasma membrane; bicellular tight junction. Gene Ontology annotation, molecular function: structural molecule activity. The record is from RefSeq and is a predicted model, not a curated record. NCBI's taxonomy places the organism in Eukaryota, Metazoa, Chordata, Actinopteri, Cypriniformes, Catostomidae. The transcript is spliced from 5 exons. Gene Ontology annotation, biological process: bicellular tight junction assembly; cell adhesion.
CUUGGUUUAUGCUUUUAUGACUCUGACUAAAGUUCUGACCAUAAAACUAACACUGACACACUUAAACACAGUUGCAUACUGCGUCAGCGCUCGGAUCUGAGUGGAAACUGUCUGUGCUCUGCUAUCAGUGAAACAGGGAUUCUGUGUGUUGAGACAUCAGAGUUUGUGCGAGAGGAUUUGAGUGUAUAAACGAGUGUGUUUUGGGUUUCGUUAAUCAUGUCGAUUGCAGUUGAACUGGUGGGGUUCUUGAUGUGUGUUGGGGGCUGGUUGCUCACUGGCGUGGCGUUGGCGAAUGAUUACUGGCGCGUGUCGUCGUUUUCGGGCAGUGUAAUUACAUCUGUAUGGUAUUAUCAGAACUUAUGGCAGGCCUGUGCAGAACAAAGUUCCGGCAUCUCCAACUGCAGGGAGUUUGAGUCUCUACUUGCUCUGCCUGUACACAUCCAGACCUGUCGAGCGCUGAUGAUUAUUGCUCUCAUUCUGGGUUUGCUGUCUGUUAUUCUCUCCAUAUUGGGACUCAAGUGCACUAAAAUGGGCAGCAUGACUGAACAGACCAAAGGAAAAAUGGCUCUUAUGGCCGGAGUGUUGUUCAUUCUCUCAGGUUUGUGUGUUCUUAUAGCCGUGUCUUGGUAUGCCACUCAAGUCAUUCAGGAAUUUAAUAAUCCUCUGAAUGGAGGUAUAAGGUAUGAACUGGGCACUGGUCUGUAUCUGGGCUGGUCUGCAGGAGGUCUCGUCCUGUUGGGUGGUGUAUUUCUCUGUACUUCUUUUAAGACAAGUCAGUCACCUGCACAAUCACGGGGUUACAACUACAGCACUACACAACCUCAGAAGAUCUACAGAACAGAUGCACCGUCAGAGAACAUCAGUUCCAAAGCUUACAUCUGAAUGCGUCUUUAUUGUUCUGUGUUUGUAUGUAAAUACCAAUACCAAUACGAUACCUCUAUUAAAUAAUUUUUUUAAAUGGGUAAUUUAAAAAAAAGCAUAAUUUUUUUUUUACAUUUAUGGGCCUAAACUGAAAAUGAUUAAACUUCUGUUUUGUUUACCCUUACAAAAUUAACCAUGUUUUUACUACAGUAGCGAUAGUUUAACCAUGGUAUUUAGUUUAACCAUAGCUACCACAAAAUUAACCAUGGUUACUAUUGUUUACAACAAUAUUACUAUAGUAAAAAUGGAUACUACGUAUAUUGAUAGUAGUAACCAUGUUUUUAUUUGUGGAUUGUAUGAAAAUUAUCCAAAAAUACUACAAUAAUAAGUCACAAUCCAAUAAUAAGUCAUGAUUACUACAAUAUUAUCAUAAUAAAACCAUGGUUAAAUUCCAGGUAUCAUUUAUUAACAGUAAUUACAGAACACGAUCAAUCUUCUAACAACUUUUAAUUUAAAUAAACUUGUAACAAACGUCAAAAAAUCCCAUUAUAAUAAAAGUCACCUUUUCAUUUGUAGUUAUUUGGAAUGCCCAGAUUAUACGAUCCAAUUAAUUCCUUAUCAACAAAAUCAAGUCCCACUCUACAUUUUGCUCUCACUGAAUAUUGUGUUUUCCUCAGAAAUAUGUCACAUUAUGAAAGAAAAAUGGUUUGUGAAAGCCGUGUCAUGUUGACUUUUAUGCCAUGCAAAUCCUCAGUUUUGUACAGAACAUCUACGUGCAUUAUAUAAAUGUUACAUUGCCCCUUUUUUGUUUUUGAAGCUUGAAUUGUUCUGAAAAGCUCGUCCAUUUCGUGAAACAAAGUUACUAGUAUGUGUAUUUUGACAUUGCUGUUGAAUAAAACUAUUCUGUGUUGAAGUUGUGCAACUGUGCAGAUAGUUUAAUGAGGUUUUUAUUGGUCAAGCCUCAGAGGUGACUUUACACAGAGGUACAACUUUUUAACUAGGUUAUGUUGGGAGUGAAUUGUUUUAUUGUGGAAAAUAUCAAGGUCAAUGAUUUGACUGGAGUCUUAAUCUCAUGUGAGUGACAUUUUAAACAACUUUGCCAAACGUAUUAGUCGUUUUUAUGUAGAAAAAAAUGUACUUUGUUGCAAAGAAGGUUUCUUAUUAUUUUCACCUCUAUUUUUUGAUGUUCACCUGUUUGGGUAAGGAAAUAGUUUUGUAUGAGAUUCCUCAUAGAUUUGUGACAUUGAGUAUAAACAUCGUCAUAGUAAAAACAUUAAUCUA